Messenger RNA from Carya illinoinensis, 1144 nucleotides. Its product is annotated as probable xyloglucan endotransglucosylase/hydrolase protein 23. Gene Ontology annotation, biological process: xyloglucan metabolic process; cell wall biogenesis. The transcript is spliced from 3 exons. Gene Ontology annotation, cellular component: cell wall; apoplast. Bases 120 to 1004 code for a protein of 294 amino acids. NCBI's taxonomy places the organism in Eukaryota, Viridiplantae, Streptophyta, Magnoliopsida, Fagales, Juglandaceae. Gene Ontology annotation, molecular function: hydrolase activity, hydrolyzing O-glycosyl compounds; xyloglucan:xyloglucosyl transferase activity. The record is from RefSeq and is a predicted model, not a curated record.
CUCAUCCUAUUUAUAUUGCUCUACCAAAGGCACAUUACUCGCAGAAUCACAAAAACAUCAAGCUUCAUAGUAUCGUAAAAGACACUUACCACCUAGUUCUCUUCCAUCGGCUUGCACUCAUGGCUUCUCCUUCGCUUUCUACUUCUACUUCAUGUAGUUCGUUGGUUCUUUUUUCCAUUUGGGCAUGCUCUUUAAUGGUUGCUUCUGCUGCUAACUUCAACCAAGAGUUUGACAUCACUUGGGGCGAUGGCCGCGCCAAAAUACUUAAAGAUGGCGAACUUCUAACUCUUUCCCUGGAUAAACUAUCUGGCUCAGGUUUCCAAUCCAGGAAUGAAUACUUAUUCGGUAAGAUAGAUAUGCAGAUCAAGCUUGUUCCUGGAAACUCUGCUGGCACCGUCACUGCAUACUAUUUGCGGUCAGAAGGGUCAUUGUGGGAUGAAAUAGACUUCGAGUUCUUGGGUAACCUAAGUGGCAAUCCUUACAUUGUCCACACUAACAUAUUCAGCCAAGGCAAAGGCAAUAGAGAGCAGCAGUUUUACCUUUGGUUCGACCCCACUGCUGAUUUCCACACCUAUACCGUUCUCUGGAAUUCCCAACGCAUAAUAUUAUCGGUGGAUGGCACUCCCCUUAGAGAGUUCAAAAACAUGGAGUCGAUUGGUGUUCCUUACCCAAAGAACCAACCGAUGAGGUUACAGUCUAGUCUAUGGAAUGCCGAUGACUGGGCCACAAGAGGUGGGCUUGUCAAGACUGACUGGACGCACGCUCCAUUUACUGCCUCCUACAGAAACUUCAAUGCGGAUGCUUGUAUACGGUCUUCUGGGGCGUCAUCUUGCAGUUCAAGCUCCUCAAGUAACGAUGCUUGGCUCUCAGAGGAGUUGGAUUCCACGAGUCAAGAAAGGCUUAAUUGGGUCCAGAAGAACUACAUGAUUUACAAUUAUUGCACAGACACAAACCGAUUUCCCCAGGGUCUCCCUCCAGAAUGCACUGCCACCAAUUCAUCCUAGAUAAAAGCUAGAUUAUUUUACUUGAUUUUUCUUUUUUGAAAUAUUAAAUUAUUUAUUUCCUUGUAAUUUUAUCUCCACAUAAGCAAUUAGUUACUAUUUUUAUCGUUUGAAAUGGCAAUAAUUUCCUUUUGAAUUAUUAA